This is a messenger RNA of Gryllus bimaculatus (two-spotted cricket), 3530 nucleotides long. NCBI's taxonomy places the organism in Eukaryota, Metazoa, Arthropoda, Insecta, Orthoptera, Gryllidae. The record is from the annotation of a GenBank genome assembly.
AUACUCUGUUACUUGAGUGGCGGAGUUUCUUGUCAACUUUUGUUUUUUUACGAGCUACCAACUGUCGGAACUGACGUUUGCAUUCGUCAUUGUAAAAAGACACUUGACUAUCGGAAUCAUUUCAGUAAUAUAUUAUACUUCGGGAUUGGUGUUGCUGUGAUGGCGCCAAUCCCGAGGAAAUUAAUUUUAGUGUAUCUGGUUGUAAAUUUAUUGUAUAAUGUUCGCGUUUACUGUGAUGUGGAUGGUGAUGAAGAUGAAGAAAAAGAAAUAAAAUUGAUUCCAUCUAACAAUGGACGAGGAUUUGGCUCCCAUUUUGCUUGGCAAAAUUUUGACAAAGGAUUGGAAAUAGCAAUGCUCACUCAGAAGCCAAUCAUGGUUAUUAUUCACAAGUCUUGGUGUAGUGCAUGCAAAGCUUUGAAGCCUCAGUUUGCUGCUUCAAGAGAAAUUGCAGACUUGAGUGAGAAGUUUAUCAUGGUGAAUGCAGGGGAAAGGGAACCCCCUGCCAAGGACCCAAAGUUUUCCCCUGACGGAGACUACGUCCCAAGAAUCCUCUUUCUCAGUCCUACUGGAGAACUUAGAUUAGAAUUUUAUAAUGAGGCUGGAGAUCCUGCCUACAAAUACUUCUAUUCAGACACUUGGAGUAUUCUUGCAACAAUGAAUAAAGUAGCACAAACAUAUAAAAAAAGAGAAAGAUCUAAAAAGGAGUUAUAAUAUGGAAAGUGAAACAAUCCAAGUCUACAUAAAAUUUGUUUUAAUAUAUAAGUAGAAAAUCUACCGACAUUAUUGUUUUUUGAGAAAAUGUAUUAUAUAUUUAAUUUUGAGUUAUAUUUUUUAAUAAAUAUAUGAAAUUGCUGAAAAUAAUUUAUUUUACUCUCUGUAUGUAGAGUAGAGUUAUCCAGUGUUGUUAUUAUCUGAUGUCCAUUGCAAAAAGCAAACAAACAAAAAAUGCUUCAAUUAGCAACACAAGAACUACAAAGUGUGAGUGUAGUCUCUUUUACCCCCCCUCCCUCCUUGACUUCUGAGAAAAGCAAUUUACAAUAAAAAUUUCCUUUAAAUCAGCAUAGAACUGAACUUACUGUAUUAAUUUCACUUCAGACAAUUUUCUCAUUGUACAUUCAUUUUUUGUUGUUGUUUUGUUGUAAAACAUGGUUAUUAAGUUUAUAAUGUGUAAAAUAUUAAUAUCAUUUGUGGUGUAAUAGAUUUUUGUCAAGACCUUGCUAUAGUGAACCUGAGAUUUUCAUUUGUCAUUCUGUUGGCUCUUAUGUCAGGUAAUUGACUACUGUACACUUCAAUUAAACAAUCAUCGAAUGUGUUUUAUGGCACUUUAUUAUUUUACCAAAAUUGUAACAUGCAAAAUACAGUACUGUAUAACAUUCAGUAAUUGUAUAAACAAUCAUCAUAUUUAAAACUUCACUGAAAUAUCAACAAACAUAAGGUACAUCUCUUAUAUGUCUCUUACCUUACAUUAUUGUAUAUAUUUAUAUCUUUAUCUAUUCACAAAAAAUUGCAGUCUCACUUUUCAGGUAAUGAGACAAGAAUCUUUUCAGUAACAAAACUUAGAAGCACGUUGAUUGGAAGAUUUGAUGAGGGAAGUACAUUCUAUGACGAGUAUGUUGAGCAUCAACAUAAUAAAAUAGUGGAUUUGAACAUAAAACAUAUAUUUAUGGGUUGUCUAUUAUUUUAUUAAUCUUUAUUUGGCAGUGAAUGAAAUGAUGUUCUUGAAGUUCUUUGUGUGUGAAUAAAAGCAGGUAACAAAAACUUUUCAUUGGUACCAUACAACACAAAACUGUCACAAUAGAGCAACAAUUGGACUAUUUUUUAAACAAUCUGUAACUGUAAGUGAUCGGUACUGUAUAGCAUGUUAUUGAAAAUUUAUUAUGGUGGUUCAGCUGCCAUGAAGCAGUGGUUUUUUGUUUGAAAUGUUUGUUGGCCUAAUGAGGCACAGAUAUUGAUUCGGUAAAAGUCCUGAGAAAGUUCUUCUGCCUCCACCUGUUUGUAGAGUCCACCUUAAUUCUUGACUAGUCCGUUGAGAUAAAUUAUUGUACUUUUUUUGGCAUCAGAGCUCACUGAAAGAUUGAUGAAGAAAUAAGUUCUGGAAGUGGAACCAGGAAGUAAUGCAGAGUUAAUAUGGUAUGUUAGUAGCAGGCUCCCCAGUGUUAAUUUCUAUAUCUGUGAGCAUGAUGUUUGUGAUGUUUUGUCUCUUGAAGAAAAAAUUGCACAGAUGUAUCUUUAGUGGGCAAGGCACGUUGAGCUGCUAAACGUCAAUUUGAAAGGAUGUCUCACUGCUGAGUCUUGCAGCACCCCGGCCUGCUUUGCGGCCCAGCUUGCUCAUGUCACAUUCUGCCUCGCUCAGCUCAUGGGAAUGUGAGUCAGAGAAGCGAGAUGGAGGAUUAAUUCUGUCACUGAAACUGUUAGUAAUAAGAGGCUAUUAAUAUGUUAGUACAUAGGUGUAUAGAAGCACAUAACUAUCUCAGAUAAUUUUUGUCAAAUGGUAAAGAGAAUUAAAGAAAUAAUAUAAAAUUAGGUAAUACAUAUAACAUAAAACAACACAAUUAAUAUUCAAGUUCAAUUAGAUUCUUUAAAAUUAAAUUUACCUUGACAGCUGGUAUAUAAUUUAAUUCUUCAUAAUAAAUGUAAUGACAAAACAAUUUGCAUGUGUUGAAAAGCUUGAUUUAUCUUCAAUUAGAUGAAAAUGACAAUUUAGAAAACAGCUUUUGGUUUGGGAAGUUAUUGAAUUAACGUUAUUUAUGAGCAUUUGAAGGGGCAAGUUAGUUGUCAUUCAGGAAAUGCCUGAAAGUUGUCCCUUCAGUAUGGCUUGAAUAUCCACUACUGCUUCGUACUUGCCUUUUUCCCAAAACUUGCCCCUUGCUUUUAGACUUUCUGGAAGGAUAUGGUUUCCGUGCUCCCGAUGGAGAUGUUUCAGAGGAAGAACUUGAUUCUUCUACUCCAGAUUUGCUAACCUCUGAGAAGUAAAUGAUAAAUCUGAUAAGUACACAUGUCACACAAUAAUUUAUAAUUCAAUUUCAUAUUUAAAUUUUGUGAUUUAUUUGUACAUCAUUUUUAUAUCAAUUUUUUAAAAUGAUUUUACAAAGCCUUCCAACUGAAACAUCAGAGCAGUAUAUAUAAUUAUUUAUAAUAACAGUUUUCGGAUAUUUUAAACAAAAAGAAAUGGCAGUUUCAGAAAAAGAAAAAUUGUUUGAAGUGCAAAUGUCAUUCAUUAGGUGGCAGCAAUUUUCUUUAAGUUUCCAUGUAGAAGCUCAAUUUAAAGAUGUUUCAAAUCAGCCAUGUACAUGCCAAAUUUUUGUUUGACAAAGAAAAUUGAAAUUUAUCCAAAAAUGGAUAAUUGUAUUUUUAUUUAUUUAGAUGUGUUAGGAAAUUAUUCAUACAAAAACGUAACAUUUUUUAAAUGGCUCAUAUUGUUAAAAUUGCUUCAUGAUUUCUAAUCUGAAGAAUAUUAAAAAAUAAAUAAAUAAUUGCAAAACUUUUGAUUGAAAGUUUGUUGAAAAAUAAAUAUUAAUUAUAACAUUUUC